Messenger RNA from Pteronotus mesoamericanus, 1106 nucleotides. RefSeq names its product BOLA class I histocompatibility antigen, alpha chain BL3-7-like. Gene Ontology annotation, molecular function: peptide antigen binding; signaling receptor binding. Lineage: Eukaryota; Metazoa; Chordata; Mammalia; Chiroptera; Mormoopidae. Bases 21 to 1106 code for a protein of 361 amino acids. Gene Ontology annotation, biological process: immune response; antigen processing and presentation of endogenous peptide antigen via MHC class Ib; positive regulation of T cell mediated cytotoxicity. Gene Ontology annotation, cellular component: external side of plasma membrane. The record is from RefSeq and is a predicted model, not a curated record. The transcript is spliced from 5 exons.
AGACGCUGAGGGCCUGGAUCAUGGAGCCCCGACUCCUGCUCCUGCUGCUCUCGGGGGUCCUGGCGGUGACCGCGACCUCGGCCGGACCCCACACCCUGAGACAUUUCAUCACCACCUUGUCCGGACCGGGAGUCGGGAAGUCCCAGCACACUGUCGUCGGCUACGUGGACGACACGGAGGUCCUGCGGUUCGACGGCAACGUCCCGAACCCGAGGGUUGUGCCGCGGGUGCCGUGGACGGAGCAGCCGUGGGUGGAGCAGGAGGAUCCAGAUUUUUGGGAGGAGCACACGCGGGUCUACAAGCUCCACCAAGAGGCAAUCCAAGCGAACGUGAACGACCUGCGCGCCCACUACAACCAGAGCGAGGACGGGUCCCACACCUUCCAGGAAACGUGCGGCUGCGUUGUGGGGUCGGACGGGCGCUUCCUCCGCGGGUUCAUUCUACGCGCCUAUGACGGCACCGAAACGUUCGCCCUGAACGUGGACCGGCGCACCUCAACCGACCAGGAAAAGACGGCGCAGAUCACCGUCCAGCGCGAUCUGCUGCAUCGAGAUAAUGUAGAGUGUUGGAGGAACUACCUGGAGAACUGGUGCGUGCAGUGGAUCCGCCGGCUCCUGGAGAAGGGGAAGGACAGGCUGCUCCGAGCAGACCCUCCAAGGACACAGGUGACCCGCCACCGCAUCUCUGACCGUGAGGUCACCCUGAGGUGCUGGGCCCUGGGCUUCUACCCGUCGGACAUCACCCUGACCUGGCAGCGUGACGGGGAGGACCUGACCCAGGACAUGGAGCUUGUGGAGACCAGGCCUGCGGGGGACGGGACCUUCCAGACGUGGGCGGCCGUGGCCGUGCCCCCUGGACAGGAGCAGAGCUACACGUGCCGCGUGGGGCACGCGGGGCUGCCCGAGCCCCUGACCCUGCGAUGGGACCCCUCUCCUCGGACCACCGUCCCCAUCGUGGGCAUCGCUGCUGCCGCCCUGGGUCUCCUUGUUGCUGCGGUCGCUGUGGCUGUGACGUGGAGGAGGAAGCGCUCAGGUGGGCAGGGGUGGGGCCGAGGUCCCUGUCCCCCUGGGGGUCAGGCCCAGGUGGCCGUGUGCUCCGCCUCGUGA